AUGAAGUUGUCUCUGCUGAGUUAUUCAUUCUGUGCGUCUGUCGCAGCGCUCCUGAUUAUACGGGAUGAGGGUGACACCUCGGGUAGCUUCUUUGCUUCGUGCGCUGCUUGGCCGAUGGGUGAAAGGGCACCCCGGACUGACGGUACCAACUACACACAUCAUAACAGGGGGGAGUUAACAACAGAGAUUGGACUGGAGGAGGAGCAUCUUUACAACGAUACAGAAACGCAGGGAGGAGAUGACUCUGAACUUGUAUUCAAUAAAAGGACACCAAGUGUUCGGAGUAAAAGUAGCACAGUAGAUCCUCCCUUCGUUAAAUACGUUCCCGCGUAUGUUAAUCUGCCCGUGAAUUACAAACCAGUGGCUAAAAUGAAUGCAGCUGGUGGAGAAGAAGAGAGCGGACUCCCCCUUAGCGAUAUAUACAAGGAGGGCGAUCAUCACCCGAGUGAACGCACAAAGGAUGGACAGUACGAUCCUUCAAUACAACAGUAUGAAGUCUCAUUUAAAAAUAAUACCGUAGAAGGUGAAUACCCUAGUGAAAGCAACUACCAAGUUCAGGAGGAACCUCUCUCUGGUGCACCUAACACAUGGAGGCGAAAAAAAAAAAAAAAAACCUUAGACCACAGAAUGAAUUUAAUAGAACACAAUCUGAAGGACUACUCACCAAUGAAGGAUCAGCUCAUUCACAGAAAACCGUUAAACUCAUAUAUAAGUAACUUCUAUGAUGGUACCUCAGACAAGUCUGUACAACAUCGAAUAGGAAAAAUCAAACUCAGUACCCACAGGAACGAUAGAAGAAUGAUAAAAGAUAUUCUCACCCCACAGACGGUUAAAGUUAUGAAAGAGUACCUACUGAAGAGGAGAAAAAAAUAUGGAAAUGAAAAAAUCCAGCAUUUAGUGGAUUCGUCCUCAGAUCAGAUGUACAGGGAAGAUAGUGCCUCCUUGGGAAAUAGCUGGAAGGGUAGCAUAAAAGUGAGUCAUCCGUUGAGAUUCUUUCCAGCGAGCUUUCCUCUCCACACUCCGAUGACAGCAAACCAGGGAGAAGCCAAGAGGUGA
Plasmodium knowlesi strain H is the source of this 1056-nucleotide messenger RNA. Its product is annotated as serine protease DegP, putative. The transcript has 2 exons. Lineage: Eukaryota; Apicomplexa; Aconoidasida; Haemosporida; Plasmodiidae. Bases 1 to 1056 code for a protein of 351 amino acids. The record is from RefSeq and is a predicted model, not a curated record.